This is a messenger RNA of Eremomyces bilateralis CBS 781.70, 1312 nucleotides long. RefSeq names its product thioredoxin-like protein. The record is from RefSeq and is a predicted model, not a curated record. The coding region runs from base 424 to 1104 and encodes 226 amino acids. Gene Ontology annotation, molecular function: oxidoreductase activity. NCBI's taxonomy places the organism in Eukaryota, Fungi, Ascomycota, Dothideomycetes, Eremomycetales, Eremomycetaceae. The transcript has 4 exons.
UAGAGCAAUGGUGCAGCUGCGAAAGACUCGAGGUUGAAGCCCGAUAUUCUGGCACAGAUGGAUGCUUCGAAACGGAAACCUAAGCUCUACAAUUAGGCCCAGCUUGUUCCUCGUGGUGCCACCGCUUAAUUCCUGUAUUCCGUAAAUGGCGCAUCAGAUGGGACCCGCGCGGGGUGUGAGAUCAUUCAAGUUCCAACUUCCAAGGCAGGGGUUGCGCUUCUCGAUACUGCGUCGCCUUCUCUCCCGGAUUCCACCAUUCCGAACAACCUUGACCUUCAGAUGAGAAAUAUGAAUGUGUCGUCAUAACUUACCUAUCGGAAUAACCAGGGUAGAAUCAAAACAAGCCAUCGCACUAGUGCUGGAUGACAAGAAAUCGAUCCUGCAUCCCGACCGCCGAGCGUGAUCUCGAGGUGGACUGCAAGUAUGGGCUACGAUUCGCAAAUAUCCUUUACUUUGGACACAAUAUGUCCCUGGACAUACCUCGCCAAAAAACGUCUGGACGCGGCUUUGGAUCAGUAUCGCACCGCUCAUCCCGACUCAUCAGUCCGGUUUAGUGUGAAAUACCUCCCAUUUCAACUCUAUCCGGAAGUAUCGAAGGAAGGUGAAGGCAAGUACGAGUGGUACAAACGGUCCAAAUAUGGCGAUUCAGACGAGAAGAUGCGGAUGUAUACCACUAUCAUGAGUGCGUAUGGACGGAGCGUCGGGAUCGACUUCAAGUUUGGAGGCACCGUCGCCAAUACUCUGGAUGCCCACCGUUUAAUACAACGGUACCAAGAGGUCCGAGGGCCUGACUGUGCGGACAAACUAAUCAAUACUUUGUACAUGCUGUAUUUCGAGAACGAGGAGCAUCCUAGCUCCCUGGACACCCUCCUCAAGGCAGCGAAGGAAGCGGGGAUACCGGAGGAUGAAGCGAAGGCGUUCCUUGAAGAUGAGUCCGAAGGUCUCCAAGAGGUCAAGAAGUUGAUGCAGGAACAGGCGAGGAAUGGAACGGAUGCAGUGCCAACUGUCGUGUUUGAAGGCAGAAAGCGCGACUUCACGCUGGUUGGCGCAAAGGAAGUUCAGGAAUAUUUCAAGACGAUGGAGCAGGUCGCAAAAGAAGCUUGAGAUAAUAUGCUUGAUAUAGCAAGAAUCGAUGAUUCAACGCAGGCUGAUGCGAAUCAUGAACAGGUAUAUAAGAACCGCGCACUUCCCUCGCUGGCACUGAAGGUGGGGGAGUGUUCGUGGAUAUGAAGACGCCAUUCCAUGUCUCCACCAUUUCUCAAUGGCCGAUAUAAAUCUCAUAGAUAUAUCAUGUAUAGGUGUAGAAUGAUGG